AUGGCAUUUCGAAGGAGGAAUUUGCCCAUCUCGGCGUAUUCUCCUCUGCUCACAUUUGUUCUCUUCCCCUUCCUCCUGUUUCUUUUCUGUCUUCCCGCACCUGCAUCGGCUGCCGGCUCAGCCGUCCUCGGAAUCGAUCUUGGAACAGAGUAUCUAAAAGCCGCUCUCGUGAAACCCGGUAUACCCCUCGAAAUCGUCCUUACAAAGGACUCGAAACGCAAGGAAUAUGCGGCGGUCGCCUUUAAGCCUUCCCGAGACGGAAAUGCGGCCUUCCCUGAACGAUUUUACGGCAGUGAUGCCAUCGCCCUCGCCGCUCGUUACCCCGAUGACGUCUACUCGAACCUGAAGACACUUCUUGGUUUACCGUUCGCGGAGGAUAGUGAUGCUGUUAAGUUAUAUAGGACGCGAUAUCCCGCUUUACAAAUUGAAGCCGCCGAGGGAGAUAGGGAUACUGUUGCGCUGCGUAGCCAGAGAUUGGGCACUGCUGAGCGCAAGGACGCUUUCUUAGUUGAGGAAAUUCUUUCCAUGCAGCUCAAGCAGAUCAAAGCAAAUGCCGAAACUCUAGCUGGCAAGGGUAGCACUAUCACGGACGCCGUCAUCACCUAUCCCGCUUACUAUACCGCUGAAGAGAGGAGAAGCGUUGAACUAGCCGCAGAAUUGGCCGGCUUGCAUGUGGAAGCCUUGAUCAGUGACGGUCUUGCCGUCGGCUUGAAUUAUGCCACUAGUCGAACUUUCCCUAGCGUGUCGGAUGGUGAACAACCAGAAUACCAUCUGGUCUACGACAUGGGCGCAGGUUCUACCACAGCUACUGUUCUACGUUUCCAAAGCCGAGCGGUGAAGGAUGUCGGUCGUUUCAAUAAGACCGUGCAGGAAGUCCACGUAUUGGGAGCGGGUUGGGACAGAACACUGGGAGGCGACGCAUUAAACGAUUUGAUUGUGGAUGACAUGGUCAGUAAAUUGGUUGAGAGCAAGAAACUUAAAGCUGGAACGACUGUCUCGGACGUUAGGGCUCAUGGAAAAACUAUGGCCAAACUGUGGAAGGAUUCUGAACGUAUCCGACAAAUUCUGAGCGCAAACACCGAAACUAGCUCUACUUUCGAGGGUAUCUACGAAGAAGACGUCACCUUCAAGUAUAAAAUCAGCCGAUCAGAGUUUGAGAAAUUGGCCAAAGAUCAGACUAUUAGAGUCGGAAAGCCGAUUGACGAUGCUCUGGAAGCAGCGGGCCUGAAGCUUAGUGACUUAGAAUCUGUCAUCCUCCACGGAGGCGCUAUCAGGACUCCGUUUGUUCAGAAGCAGCUCGAAAAACAAUGUGGGAGCGGUAAGCUGAGAACCAACGUGAAUGCCGAUGAGGCCGCUGUUUUUGGAGCAGCCUUCAAAGGCGCAGCAUUAAGCCCCAGCUUCAGAGUCAAAGACAUUCGUGCUGUUGACUCCGCCAGCUACGCCGUGAAGAUCAAGUGGGCGUCUGAUGGAAAAGAGCGGCAACAGAAGCUUUUCACUCCGACUUCUCAGGUUGGUAUUGAGAAACAGGUUACCGUGAAGAACCUGGAAGAUUUUGAAUUCAGCUUCUACCAGCAGAUCCCGGCUGGUGACGACGUAGUCGAAACCCCGGUGCUUAAUGUCGCCACACAGAACUUGACAGUUUCCGUCAACAAGCUCACCGAGAAAUUUGCUUGUGCACCUGUCAACAUCACCACGAAGCUCAAUGUACGUCUUAGUCCCAUUGACGGGCUUCCAGAGGUUACUGGCGCGUCUGUCAGUUGCGAAGUCGAAAAGAAAGCCAGCGUAGUCGACGAUGUCAAGGGCUUUUUUGGUCUAGGAAAGAAGGAUGACCAGAAGCCAUUGAAGGCAGAUGAUGAACCAACCGAGUCUGUCACACUUGAAGAUGAGGCUUCAACUUCAUCAGCAGCUGAAUCAUCAACCACCACCACUACUACGGCCUCGGCCAAGGAGACACCCAAGGCAGAAGCAGGACCUCGAAUUGAAAGUAUCGCUGUUGGUCUGAAGUCUUCGCCUUUGGGACGUCCUCCUCUAUCAACAACGCAAUUACAGCGGAUCCAGGACCGUCUAGCCGCGUUCGACGCGUCUGACCGAGAGCGCGUACAAAGAGAAGAGGCAUUGAAUGAGCUAGAGGCAUUCAUCUACAAGGCCCGUGACUUGGCUGAUGAUUCUGAAUUCCUAAAAGCCGUCAAAGAGGACCAACUUGCUCUUCUCAACGAACGUCUUGAAGCAGCAAGCGACUGGCUCUAUGGCGAUGGCACGGAUGCAAGCACAAAGGAUUUCAAGGAGAAACUUGCAUCAUUGACUGAGAUUGUCAACCCAGCAUUGAAGCGAAAGAAGGAAAACUCCGAACGUGGCGUCAAAGUACAGCUUCUACAGGAGAUGAUUAAUGGAGCAAAGUCCAUCCAAAGCAUUGUAGAAAUGCAGGUGCAGAGUGACGAGGAGAUUUUCACUUCUCUGCAAGCAGCUGAAAGCGAGUCGUCAACCAGCGAUUCUUCUACAUCUACCCCUACCACCACUGCCUCCGCUUCUGACAGUCUUGAGGAGGAUCCUUAUUCGUCAUCCAGUAGCUCGUCUACCAAAACAUCGGCAACCGCCAAACCCACCGCACCUACUUAUUCCAUCUACACUCCCCAAGAUGCCUCGUCCUUGAAAUCCACACUCGACUCAGUGAGCGCCUGGCUCGACGUACAGCUCGAAAUCCAGAAGACUCUGACCGAAUCCGACGACCCAGCAAUCACCGUGACAGACAUCGACUCACGACUCAAGGAACUCGAGCGUGUUUUACAGCGUAUAUACACCAAAAUGGGAGCCAAGACCGGCGGUAGCGGCGACUCUUCUUCUAAGAAGAGCGACGGAAAGAAGAAGGACAGCAGCAAGACGAAGACAAAAUCAAGGACCGAGAAGACGUCUACAAAAGCGAAGCCAUCUGCCAAGGAUGAGUUGUAA
Molecule: messenger RNA, 2946 nt
Organism: Talaromyces amestolkiae
Lineage: Eukaryota; Fungi; Ascomycota; Eurotiomycetes; Eurotiales; Trichocomaceae
Exons: 1
Coding region: 1-2946 (981 amino acids)
Biological process (GO): endoplasmic reticulum unfolded protein response; cellular response to hypoxia; negative regulation of hypoxia-induced intrinsic apoptotic signaling pathway
Cellular component (GO): endoplasmic reticulum chaperone complex
Molecular function (GO): ATP binding; ATP-dependent protein folding chaperone
Source: RefSeq, a predicted model, not a curated record